AUGUACGAUGUGCAGCGACGAUUGGAGCUUAUGAAGUCUACCAAAGCAUAUGUGCAGCGUCGUGGCUUCGCAAAGCAUCUCAAUCUCAUCGCCAAUGUGAGCACAGAAGAUCUUUUGAAGGCAAUGGCAUUGCAUGGGGAAGCUGCGGACAUUCGAACUCUGAUGCAAGAUGCCAAUGUAGAUCCAGCUUUGAAACGUGCUCUGGGCGGAGUGCUGCAAUCAACCGCCAAUAUCAUCGGCUUGGAAGGACAUCGCAGUCAAAUUCGACUUCGUGGUCAUGCAGCCGGUUGGCACUAUGGCAAUGCGCAUCUUUUUGUCACACCCAAUCUGGCUGACGUUCGUGCACCGUUGAUGUUGCAGCUGCAUCUGCAGACGAAUGGCAUUGCCGAAGUGGAGGCACAGAGUAUUUGCUUGGAUUGGGACGAUGAAAUCCCGGGCUUGCCUACGGCUGCGACCAUGCGAAGAAUCAUUGCUCGAGAUCCAGUGUCCCAGGCUCGGUUUUUCUAUCUUAUGAUGAAGAUCUUUUUCGAAGAGCUGCUUGGCAUCGAGCCGACUUUUCAAAAGGAACGGUAUGCAGUUGGAUUUCCACGCUGCUUCGAAGAUGGCAUGGCAACUUCAUUGUAUGGUGGCAUCUUUGGUGAUAUUGCUGCUUUGUGCGGACGUGGAUCCAUGCAUCCACAUAUCCUCAUCGUCUUGCUGGGUCAUGACCUCAUCAGUCGUGUGCACACCUUGAUGCGUCGCAUUGGACAUGGCGAGCUGGUGGUGGAACUGCAAAGGUGGAGUCGCAAAGUGUUGGAAGCUGCUGCGAAGAUUCGCUGGGACAGUCAAUUGGCUUUGUCCGAUUGCUUGAAUGUAGAAGGUACACCUUUGCCGUUUUCCGAAAAGCAACGCAGUGAGUGUGGCAAACAAUAUGCGGAGGUACCGCUUCAAGCAACGGAACCAGAUGGUCAUGAGAUCAUUGCCGAUCGAGAACAACAAGUUGGUCCUCCACGUUUGACUGGCUGCUUUGCAUCGCUGCGACCGCGAUAUCUACGACGCAAACUUCAUGAAGAGUUUCCCCGUGCAAUUUGGAAGACUGCCUUUUGUUCUGAUUAUCGACGACUGGUGAUUCAGAAUCAUUUCCACAAGUGCACAAAGUCGUGUUUCAAGAAGAGUGCCAAGAAGGGAAAGCGAGGCUGUCGAUUUGGUUGCUUUCAUGUCGAACUUUUCAAAGACGAGACGGAUGGGAAGAUGAAAACACGUUGCUAUAAAGGACGGCCUCGAGUUCAAGAACCUCGAUUUGUUCGAUUGCCUCAUGAAACAGCCGAUGUCACAUUGCUGGAGCAUUUCAAAAAUGAGAAUCCACACGUCAUGCAGCCUCGCCGUGAUCAUCCUUUCGAGGGCAUGAGCAAUCCUGCAGCUCAAGUGGUCAUGCGAUGUAACGUGGAUGUGAAGUAUUUGGGUCGUGCAUUCGAUGCAGCUGAUUUGGAGAAAGUAGCAUCAGAAGUCGGUGGUUUGUCCGCACUGGAUCCUCAAGCGUUGCCUGAUACUGAUGCUGAGCCACAACAGUCUACAAGUGCCUCCAGUGUUGAUGUCCCAAUGCACGACGUCAAUUUGGACAGUGGAGAUGUCGAUGACAGCAUGCAAGUUGUUCGGGAACAGGUGAAAAAGCGGAAGACUGCCACCAUGAAUGCUUUGGGCCCUCACAAAGAUACUUCGCAGUUCUCGCAUACCAUGGAGCGGAUUCUGAUUGAUAUGUUUCGUGACAUGGAGGAUGUGCAGUUCUACACUGGUGAGUAUGCAAGUAAGAAAUUUGAGGUCUCCAGAAACUUGCUCCCUGAACUGUAUGCUGGUGUGCAGAAGUUGGAAACAGAAGAGACCGAGUGUCUCCAAAGUGCCAGCAUCGAAGAAGAUGCAACUGCGCCCCAGGCAGCGUCCUCUGCCAACCUGCCUGGGGGUCAGCAGCAGCACAGGGCACUCAGCAUCCUCCGACGCCUGGCUUUCGGCAUGCAGCGAUGCGUUGCAAAAUCCAACGGAGAGAUGGCGUACCAGCUUUUGUACGAACAGGAACAGUAUGUGACGUUUGGAGGGUACAACAUGUUCUUCCGCUACAUCCCCUAUGCAAUCAUGCAAUGCCGAUUGCAAGCACUCACGGAUGCGUCAGCCGACCAUCCUGAGUGCGCCGUGCCACCCCUCGAU
Messenger RNA from Durusdinium trenchii, 2178 nucleotides. The record is from the annotation of a GenBank genome assembly. Lineage: Eukaryota; Dinophyceae; Suessiales; Symbiodiniaceae.